UUUUUAAGUUGUCAUAUGGGCAUGUGAUGCUAUAAUAAGUGUGACUACAAUGUUGAUAUAUCGAACUCAAAACAUGCUAUCUAAAAUACGGACUUAAAAUUUAUUUCUAACCAUAAUAGCCCUGUGGUGAUUUUAGUUUGGAGAGUUGAUGCGGAUGAAAAUUAGCUAGUCUAACAAAAAUUUAUCGUUUGAUAAAAAAUAAAAAAAUUUGAUUUUUCUGUCUCUAAUAUUACUCGUAUAAAAAAAAUAUAAAAAAAAAAUCUAAGCAUUGGUGGAGCAGAAGAUCGGACAGAGAGAAAAACCCUUGGUAAAACCCAUAACACACGCGCACAACGGUCACCACUCACAACACCAACCAAUGAAGCGAGUUUGGAAGCUAUCCGACGCCGCCCAAUCUGAGCUCCUCUCCCGUCACAGAUCCUCCGCCGCCGGCUCCAAAACCCUACAACACCCCCACUACGCUUUCACCCUCACCAACUCCCCAAGUUACAGAUUAACCCGUGACGUCAAUGCUCAGACCCACUCCUCCUCCGCCGCCCCGUCUUCUUCUUCUCCGCUCAUCUCCAUGUCGAGCAUCAUUGACUUGUUCAGAGACAAGCCCUUGCCGCAAGACAUGAGGGCCAGGGAGGAUCUGGCCCGGACGGCGUCGGAGUUGAGGGACGAAUUGGUUCAGAAUAUUGGGGAUUCUGAGAAGAUUGUUAGGGUUUUGGAAGAGAAGGGAUGUUCCUCCCUGUGGGAAUGGAAGUACGGAAUGGGUGUCGUUGAGCUUCUGAAUCAGCUGCGUUCGUGGCCUCAAUUGGCUCUGGAGGUUUUUGAGUGGAGAAGACAGCAGGUUGCUAGUAGCACUUCUAUGAGUGCAGAGGAAUAUGCCAAGGCUAUUAUAAUAGCUGGUAAAGCUAAGAAUGUAGAACUUGCCCUUGAGUUAUUUACCGAGGCUAUAAACAAGCAGAUCAAGACAACUUCUAUUUAUAAUGCACUGAUGAGUGCCUAUAUGUUCAAUGGUCAUACUGCUAAAUGUCAAUCUUUGUUUCGGGACCUCAAGAAGGAACCAGAUUGCUAUCCUACUAUUGUAACGUACAACAUUCUUAUUUCUGUAUUUGGUCGUUUGAUGCUGGUUGACCAUAUGGAGGCAACUGUCCGGGGUUUAAAGGAUUUAGGUUUGUCACCUAAUUUAAGCACAUACAAUCAUUUGAUUGCUGGAUAUGUAACAGCUUGGAUGUGGAAUAGUAUGGAAAAAACUUUCCAAAAGAUGAAGGAGGGCCCUGUUAGUCCUGAUAUUAGCACCCACUUGCUAAUGCUUCGAGGGUAUGCUCAUUCAGGUAAUUUGGCAAAGAUGGAGGAAACAUAUGAGUUGGUAAAACAUCACGUAGAUGAUAAGGAAAUCCCAUUGAUAAGAACUAUGAUAUGUGCAUAUUGCAAGAGUUCUGUGACAGACAGAGUGGAAAAGAUUCACAAACUAAUGAAACUUAUACCAGAAAAUGAAUAUAGACCUUGGUUGAAUGUGAAUCUGAUUAAAGUUUAUGCUCAAGAGGAUUGCUUGGAGGCGAUGGAGAAGUCAAUAAAUGAGGCAUUUGAGCACAAAACUGCUGUACAUACUGCAGGUGUGAUGCGAUGUAUAAUUUCAAGUUAUUUCCGAUGCAAUGAAGUGGACAGACUUGAAAGUUUUGUGAAGCGUGCAGAAUUUGCAAGGUGGAGAACUUGUAGGUCCCUAUAUCAUUGUCAGAUGGUCAUGUAUGCAGCACAAAACCGCUUAAAGGAAAUGGAGAAUGUGCUUAUUCAGAUGGAGAAUUUAAACAUGCCCUGUACCAAAAAGACAUUUGUGAUACUGUACAGAGCCUACUUAAUGUGUGGUCAAAGAUGUAAGGUGGCACAAGUACUAGGAUCAAUGUGGAAGCAUGGAUAUGAAAUGCCUUUUGAUUCAUUGUUAUCAUGAUUCUCCACGUCACUUUGGUAGAGCUUGGAUGGCAGAAAUGCGUAAACCUUUCAGAGAGUAUUGCGAAUGGUUCAUCAAAUUCAUAAGACACAACAGGGGUUCAACAUUAUUCACAGGUACACAUCUUCACUCGGAAAGCCACUUCUUGUUAUCAACUCCUUUUCUCUUUAGUCAGUAGUUUCCUGAUUUUUUGUUGCAUGUACACUCUUAUCUGCUCAGAAUGAUUGCACACUAUUUCCUGUUAAUAUGACUGUUAGAGUCCUACGGUUCUCUAUUGUUUUCAAUGUCCUCUUUUUUUCUCCUUCCCCUUUCUAAGAUGCUAGGUGACUGAGCAUUGUUAUCUCAUCAUCUGGAUGAGUACCAUACUGGAUUCAUUCAAAACAAUAAAUCAGCUGAACAAGGUUUUCUUUGUAAAUAAUUAUUCAUCCCCUACCCAUCGAACUGACCAAUAAGUUAUAUUGAUGGCAUCCUAUGAUCAUUGAAGGGAAGAAAUUACGGAGCACAUGCUUCAGGUUGACACUUCAGAAGUCGAAGUGCGAUCUGAUUGAAAUAGUUUGUGCUGACGCAUGUUGAUUGAAUCUGUACAUUAUUUCGUAUACCAAGUGUACCGAAGCGCUGAAUGCCUAUGGAAAUCCAAAUAAGUCUCACCACGACCUCAAAAGUUUCAAAGAGGGUUGCUGCACUCGAUCUACUGAUGUAUUUUAGAAAUUACAUUGACAGUGAAGAGUUAGUCGUUGCCUUGUUUGAAAGGCGGUAGGCUAGGGGUGGGUUCGGCUUCAACUGGUUCGGAUUUUUGACAAAAUUGAUAACCGAACUGAAAUUGUUGUUUGGUUCGGUUCAGUUUUCUUCCAUUUUUUCGGUUCGGUUUGACUUCACACGCAUGAAACUCCAUACUAUUCCUUGGAUCAUAUUGCAACGGAUGAGCAUUCCUAUUAAUUAUAAUGGUUAAUCCGUCAUCUGUGGUUUCAUAUAUAAAGAAUUGUCGUUUCCCUCA
This is a messenger RNA of Pyrus x bretschneideri (Chinese white pear), 2927 nucleotides long. Its product is annotated as pentatricopeptide repeat-containing protein At2g30780. Lineage: Eukaryota; Viridiplantae; Streptophyta; Magnoliopsida; Rosales; Rosaceae. The transcript has 3 exons. Gene Ontology annotation, molecular function: protein binding; mRNA binding. The coding region runs from base 359 to 1933 and encodes 524 amino acids. The record is from RefSeq and is a predicted model, not a curated record.